GUAGAAUUCUUCCAGGAGUCAUAAGUCCAAGUCCAGUUACUGCUGCAGUUGUUCAUCAGUGUUUGGAAUGUUUGUGGCCACAUAUACAACAAGUCUCUUCUAGGUACCCAGCCCACAUUGAAGAAAUCGAUUAUGAAGAGGGGAAAGUGCUUAUCCAUUUCAAACGCUGGAACCACAGAUACGACGAGUGGUUCUGCUGGGACAGCCCUUACCUGCGUCCCUUAGAGAAAAUCCAGUUAAGGAAAGAAGGACUGCAUGAGGAGGAAGGCUGUGCAGGGUUCCAUAUCAAUGACCAGGUCUUGGCCUGCUGGUCCGACUGUCGCUUCUACCCGGCCAAAGUUACUUCUGUUAACAAAGAUGGUACUUACACUGUGAAAUUUUAUGAUGGUGUAGUUCAGACGGUCAAGAACAUUCAUGUCAAAGCUUUUUCCAAAGAUCAGAAUAUUGUGGGUGAUGCUAAGCCUAAGGAAAGAGGUGAUGAAAUUCCGUCAUCUCCUGAAAACCGGGAGAAAUUUAAAGAGCAGAGGAAAGCAGCAGGUAACGCAAAGAAAGACGAAGAUGAAAAGACACUGAAGACUGAGAAACGAGUCAAGCAGCCUGAUAAAGAGGGAAAAUUUCUGGUCAUCUCAGAAAAAGGCAAGGUCUCAGAAAAGAAUAUAUCUAAGAAUGGGAAAGAAGAUAAAGAGAAUAUAUCAGAGAAUGAUAUGGAAUAUUCAGUAGAUACACAAAUUGAGAAGAAGCCUGAGAAUGACAAUGUGAAGAGUCCACAGGAGAACACAAAAGAAACCAAACGGAAGCGUGGCAGACCACCAAUAACCCCUCCAACAGAGCCAAGUUCCCAGACCCUGCAGCCCAUAACUUUGGAGUUAAGACGUCGGAAAAUCCCAAAAGGAGGGGAUGUUCCAGCAAAGCGUGCCAGGAUCGAAAAAAACUUGUCUCAGGAAAAAUUUAAGAACUCUUCAGGUAAUGCUGAGAGAGACCAGAGCAGGAGACGAUCUUCGAGACUCUCGUCCAGUAUUGGCCAUGAGAUUUUAAAUACGGAUCUUGUCCCAACUUCUGCAGAAAUCCAGCCUUGGAAAGAUGCAGUAUGUAACCAAAAUGAGUCUGAGAAGGCCCAGUCAGAAACUCCUGUUGAACCUGACCAAAGUUUCAGUGAACAGGGAUCACCUGGACACACGUCACCAGGAGCAGCACUCGCUACAGAUGCCAGUUUACAGGAAGGAAAAGCAGAAGACACUGAGUCUUCCUCUGUUACUGCCAGAACUCAAGAACCUUCUGCUGCUACAGGCAUCUCCUUGUAUGGAUUCUGGAUGCAUUGGAAAUGCUUUAUCCUUACCUAAACUGGUUUGAGCAGA
Messenger RNA from Empidonax traillii (willow flycatcher), 1355 nucleotides. RefSeq names its product PHD finger protein 20-like. The record is from RefSeq and is a predicted model, not a curated record. The annotation marks the transcript as partial. Lineage: Eukaryota; Metazoa; Chordata; Aves; Passeriformes; Tyrannidae. Gene Ontology annotation, biological process: regulation of transcription by RNA polymerase II. Gene Ontology annotation, cellular component: NSL complex; MLL1 complex. The transcript has 10 exons.